AUGACAGUGAUUAAUGAUAAGACUCGGUUUACCUAUAAACCUGAGGAGCCUGGAAUUCUUAAGUAUAAACCAGGGGAAAUGCCUGUUCAUUUGACUAGCUUAAGAAAUGACAAUUUGAUGGGGGAGAACAGUGUUGUUAGAAAUCAGUUAAUGGCAGUAGAGGUGGAUAAAAGAGGUACUGGGGGGUCUUCUAACAUGUCAGGGGUAAUGUGGCAUAGACCAAAAAUUGAGCUGCCAAUGUUUGAAGGAAUUAAUCAAAGAGGAUGGUUUCAAAAAUGUCUUAAAUAUUUUUCUCUUUGUAAUAUCGCUGAAGAGCAAAGAGUUGAGGUGGCUACCAUGUAUUUAGCAGGAAAGGCUAAAAUAUGGUUUGAUGGUUACAUUAUGCAAAAACAUCAUGUUACUUGGCAUGAGUUUGAGGUAGACCUAUGUCAUAGGUUCAAUGACAAAUUUUUUGCUGACAUAGUGGGGGAGUUCACAAAACUAGUGCAAAAAAGGAUUGUGGAAGAGUAUCAGGACAAAUUUGAGGAAUUACAGCCACAUAUGUUAUUACAAAACCCUAUAUUAGGGGAAGAAUUUUUUGUUUCUCUGUUUGUUAGUGGGUUAAGGGAAGAUAUUAAAAACAGAGUUAAGGCUUUGGAACCUAAGUCACUCUCUGAGGCAUGUAGGUAA
Molecule: messenger RNA, 669 nt
Organism: Hibiscus syriacus
Lineage: Eukaryota; Viridiplantae; Streptophyta; Magnoliopsida; Malvales; Malvaceae
Exons: 1
Coding region: 1-669 (222 amino acids)
Source: RefSeq, a predicted model, not a curated record